CUAUCUGGUACUAUGUGGUGUGUACUAAACAGUAACUGGUGCGCAUGAGAAACCAGCAUUUUUUUACAUGUUGUUUUCUUUAUUUUCCCGUUAGGGCCUCUGUACUGUAGUUUUGUCUAUUAACUUAACUGUAUAAUAACUUUACAACACACACAAUGUUUAUCAUAUUUUUACGGGUCAUGUUACUUUUUGUUUGUUUGUUUUAUCUUUUUUUAAUGUCUUGGUUUUUUCAGUCUCAGAACCGGCUCCCCCGCUGACAGAUGUAGAGGUUCACCGCCGCCACGAAGAGGAGCAGGAAGUGGUGCCAAAGCUUCCCUGAUUUCACACCUGCCACACCAGAAACAUCAGUGCUGUCCCUUCAGAAUAAAAGCUCCAUAAAUUAACUGUUUCUGGUUUCAGUUUUUUAACACAUCAUUUUAUUCUCUUUUAAUCUAAUUUAAAGUUUUGUUUAUAAAAAGUGUCAAAAUAAAAAAUUAUUUUUCUCAGAAAAAAAAUAAUCAAAAUUUAGAAAAUAAGAUGAUGUGAUGGAGCUUUUUCAUGGUCAUACCAACAAGAGUUUCACAGAAAAAAAGUUUUUUUAAAUUAAAGCUAAACAGAAGAAGAUCUGAGACACAUAAGAGAAAUAUUUAUUUGUUGAGAUCAAAUAAUUAUCAUGACGAUGAGCUUAAACUAUUAUUUUCACCUUAUAUUGUUUAAUAUAUUUUAAUUUAAUACUUUAUUAAUAAGAGUCAUCUUUACAUAACAGUGCUUUUUGUUCUUUUUUAAUAAUUUAUCUUUUCUUUUUAAUAUUUAAGUACUUUAUUGUACUUUCAGUCAUUUUUGUGCAAAGAAAAGCGUUAAAAUAAAUACACCAAAAUGCCAAACCUUCCAACUGUCUUUUAUUUUGAAAGCUCAGACAGGAAGUGCUGCCCACAGGCUCUGUCUGGUUUGACUCUCAGCCCGCAAAGUCCUGGAACUGCCAUGAGACUGGGGUCUCUGAGAGGAAAAAAGAGGGAAUGAACAACACGCCGCCAGGAUUACGGUUGCUCAGGCCUCCGACGGUGAUCGGCCAGUUCCACACCUUGUUCUUCGGCUCGGUGCGGAUGUUUUUCUUGGGAGUUCUGGGUUUUGCUGUCUACGGGAAUGAAGCUCUGCACUUCAGCUGUGAUCCGGACCGUCGGGAGCUCAACCUGUUCUGCUACAACCAGUUCAGACCCAUAACACCUCAGGUCUUCUGGGCGUUGCAGCUGGUUACCGUUCUGGUUCCUGGAGCAGUUUUCCACUUAUACGCUGCUUGUAAGAACAUCGACCAAGAGGAGAUUCUGGAGCGACCCAUCUACACCGUCUUCUACAUCAUCUCUGUUCUUCUGCGCAUCAUUCUGGAGAUCAUCGCGUUCUGGCUGCAGAGCCAUCUCUUUGGCUUCCAGGUUCACUCGCUGUACACGUGCGAUGCCAGCUCUCUGGAAAAGGCCUUUAAUGUCACUAAGUGCAUGGUACCAGAACACUUUGAAAAGACCAUCUUCCUCAGCGCCAUGUACACCUUCACCGUCAUCACCAUCCUGCUGUGCAUCGCUGAGAUAUUGGAGAUUCUCUUCCGAAGGCUCGGUUAUCUCAACAAUCAGUGACAGUCAUGAUCUGCUGGGCUUUCCGAGUCCAUCGUGACCGUGGUCCACCACGAGUAUCAGUGGAGGAGUCUCCCCGUUUGUUGCCCUGAGGUGCUGGGCGAAGUUGAUGAUAAAAGAACCUCCUUCAUUGA
Messenger RNA from Oryzias melastigma (Indian medaka), 1735 nucleotides. It is a transcript of the gene gje1a, whose product is annotated as connexin 23. The coding region runs from base 996 to 1604 and encodes 202 amino acids. The record is from RefSeq and is a predicted model, not a curated record. Lineage: Eukaryota; Metazoa; Chordata; Actinopteri; Beloniformes; Adrianichthyidae. The transcript is spliced from 4 exons. Gene Ontology annotation, cellular component: connexin complex. Gene Ontology annotation, biological process: cell communication.